GGCCGCUUCUCCCUUAAUCCACAUCCCGUCCACCCCUCCGCCUUCUAUCUCACCUGUUUUUUUGUUUAAGCUGUCAGUCCCUCCGCCUUUUCAUAUUGCAUCCCUUCGGCCCCUACUCUUCUCUGUCUCAUCAUUUCUACAGUUUUUUUUUUUUUUUUGGGUGUUGCCUAAGCUCCAUCUUCAUCCUCGGCCUCGAUUUGCUUCUAGGGUUUCUUUCUACAUCGAUCUCUUCGGCUCUUUGGAAGAAAAAGCUAAUCAAACGAUCUCUAUGGAUUUGUGGAACAAGGAACUAUUCAAAUGGCUUUCUCGGUAGAGGAAGCUGGACCGCGAUCAUGGACGAGUCAAGCGGUCGACGCAGCACGAAUCUGUCGGAAUAGGCAUUAGAUGUCAUUUGGUUGGAACCGAUGACGAAUAGUUCUGAAGACAUUGCUGCAACACAAAGAGCACAGGAUUUUCAAUUUGGAUGGUUUAUAGAUCCCUUGGUCUUUGGGGACUACCCAAUUUCAAUGAGAACAAGGGUUAAAAACAGAUUGCCAAGAUUUACAGGUGAUGAGUCUGCUCUAAUUAAGAGGUCCUUAGAUUUUGUGGAAAUUAGUCACUAUACAACAUAUUAUGCGCAGAAAAGUUCUAUCGACAUAAUCGGCGAGUUACUCAAUGAUACCCUGGCGGAUUCAGGCGCCGCUACUCUAAGCUAAUUCAAUAUAGCUAUAUAUCGUACCUCGAGGAAUGAGAAGCCUGAUGAACUACAUCAAGCA
This is a messenger RNA of Ananas comosus (pineapple), 755 nucleotides long. RefSeq names its product beta-glucosidase 40-like. Bases 405 to 695 code for a protein of 96 amino acids. Gene Ontology annotation, molecular function: beta-glucosidase activity. Gene Ontology annotation, biological process: carbohydrate metabolic process. The record is from RefSeq and is a predicted model, not a curated record. NCBI's taxonomy places the organism in Eukaryota, Viridiplantae, Streptophyta, Magnoliopsida, Poales, Bromeliaceae. The transcript is spliced from 4 exons.